Messenger RNA from Pelagomonas calceolata, 1419 nucleotides. The record is from the annotation of a GenBank genome assembly. NCBI's taxonomy places the organism in Eukaryota, Pelagophyceae, Pelagomonadales, Pelagomonadaceae.
GCGCGUGCCGCGGAAUGCGACACCCUCGCGAAGUACUGGGUCUCGGCGCCGUACGAAGCCGAGCGCAUCGGCAAGGACGGCGAAACCACGACGCUCGCUAACCUCUCGGCCACGCUCACCAUUACGUCGCAAAGCGGCUGCGCCUUCGAAGGUAUCAAUAGCUGGACGAACGGCCAAAUUGGGGGCAAGGAGACCGUCGCCGGCAUUAUCGAUUCGGAAACUGAGAUCACGAUGCUGGAGCUGGGCGAGCCCCCCGCGGGCGGCUCGACGGCCCGCAUCGACGCCACGCUCGAGACCAACGGCCUCAUGCGCUGGCGCUACACGGGCCAAGGCGCCGCGGCGGACGACCGGUGGGUGACCGUGUUCGACGCCGACUUCGCGCCCGACGCCGCGCCUGCGGUCGCGGAGAAGGACUGCCUCGACAUCAGCGGCACCUGGAAGAGCAACGCCACGUACUACUAUCGGCUCUACGAGGACGGGACGCGCGAGAAGGUCGGGCCGCUCUACAACACGCUCACGCUGACGAUGGCGAGCGAUUGCCUCGUGAGUGGGACAAACACCUGGGACAACGGCGUCGCCAACGGGACGGAGGUCGUGGCGGGCGUCGUCCACGCCAACACGAGCAGGGACGGUCCGUACUACACGAGCGCCGCGACGCUCGUAGAGAUGGGUGGUAUGUACGUCGACGGGCGCAUGGAGGUCAAUUUCGAUUGCGCGCUCGACUGCGACACGAUGCAGCUGCACUUCAUCGGCCAGGGCAAAGAAGGCUACGGGGUCCUCUUCGACUCGUACCUCGGCAAAGGCGAAGGGCCGACCGUGGCACCACCAGACUGCGAGUGGGUCAAUAAUCUCGUGGGUACGUACACCGCGUCGGGCUUCGACAUCUUCCGCGUGCCAGGUCCACCUCUUACGGACGUGUCCAUGACCAUGGAGAUCCUCGGCCGCGACGGCUGUACGUUCUGGGGCCACGCCGGCAAUAUCGGUGACGGGAUACCCGGGACACCGCUCCUCGGCUUGAUUCCCUGGUAUGAAUUGGACUUUGACUUGACUGCAGAUGGAGGUAUGAAUCGGUCGACCGCGAUCGUGUUGGCAACGGCGUCGAUUCUGCAGAUCGGCCACGUCUGCGUCAACACGUCGGCGAUUGACGCAGACUGCGACGUGUGCGGGGAAGUCUGCCUCAACACGUCGGCGGUCGUCGACGCGCAAUUUACUCUCUCGCGCUUUACGGACGAAGGGACGGUCAAGUGGCACUACGUAGGCACGGCGGACGACGGCCAAAACGCCGAGGUCUUCGACGCAGUCUUCGCGAAGAACAGCGACGCCACGGCGGCGCCGACUACUACGCCCGGGUCCGACGGCGCCGCGGGCCGCUCCGUCGGGUUCCUCGUCGCGCUCGCGGCGGCGGCGGCGGCGCUCUGA